Empidonax traillii (willow flycatcher) is the source of this 2037-nucleotide messenger RNA. It is a transcript of the gene C2CD4C, whose product is annotated as C2 calcium dependent domain containing 4C. The coding region runs from base 73 to 1338 and encodes 421 amino acids. The record is from RefSeq and is a predicted model, not a curated record. The transcript is spliced from 2 exons. Lineage: Eukaryota; Metazoa; Chordata; Aves; Passeriformes; Tyrannidae.
CGCUCCAGGUGCGGCGGUUCGCGGCAACGUCUCGCUCGCGACGGCGCCCGUCGCCCCACACCCGGCAGCAAGAUGUGGCUCCUGGAGCGGCUGCGGGGGGUGGCGGAGAAUGGUGGAUCUCGGGGAGCGGGGCCAGAGGAAUCCCCGCGGGGGUCCCGCUACAGCAACGUCCUCACCCCCGACAAGAUCCCCGACUUCUUCAUCCCGCCCAAGCUGAGCGCGGCGCCCGCUGAGGCCGAGGGCUCCGAACUCCCCGCAGCGGCUGCCCUGGGCCCUUCAGUCUCAGAGCAGGACCUGGCCGGGCGCAAGCCCCCGCGCAGUCCUCGCCCGUCCAGCCGGUCCCGGUCCCGGUCCCGGGCCGCCGGCCGGCACAUCAUCCAGAUAGAGACCGCCGAGGACUGGACGGCCGAGGGGAGCUGCGGCACAAACGUAGACCCGCAGGCACAGACGGCCAUGUCUCUGCCCUAUGUGCCCAAGGCACAGACCUCCUAUGGCUUUGCCACGCUGAUGGAGAGCCCCCACACGAGGCGCAAAGAGUCACUCUUCCACAGCGAGCACAGCAGCCUCUGCCCCUCGCCCGUCACUUCGCCCAGUGCCCAGCGCAGAGCCAAGCUCAACGGCGAGAGCAGCCCCCGGGCACCUGCUGACCUGGGCGCAGCCCUCAUGCACCCUGGCCGCUACUUCAGCGGCGGUGAGAGCGACACGUGCUCCUCAGCCGAAUCCUCGCCCUUUGGCUCCCCACUGCUCUCCCGCUCUGUCUCCCUGCUGAAGCUUUUCAGCCAGGAGAGCCAGUCCAAGGUCAUCAAGCUGAAGCACUCGGUGGCCCGCAACAGCUCACUGUCCACCGACGACAGCUCGGCCGACACCAGCCCCAGUGCUCAGCGUCGUGCCAGGAGUGCCCCGGCUGGGGCGCAGCCACCCACAGCCCUGCUUCCCCUGGACGUGCCACCGGGCCGUGACCGGGAGCACAGCCUGCGGCUGAGCCAGGGUGGGAGCCUGCGCCUGGCUGCUGAGUAUGACCCCUCCAAUGCCCGGCUGCGCGUGCGCCUUGUCUCUGCCGAGGACCUCUACGAUGCCCUCAUCGACCUGCGCAGCAUCAACUGCUGCGUCUCCCUGUGCCUCAACCCUGGGAAGCUGCAGAAGCAGCGCAGCACCAUUGUCAAGAACAGCCGCAACCCCAUCUUCAACGAGGACUUCUUCUUCGAUGGGCUGGGCCCUGGCCAUGCCAGGAAGAUGUCCCUGAAGCUCAAGGUGGUCAACAAGGGCAGCAGCCUUAAGCGGGACACGCUGCUGGGGGAGAAGGAGCUGCCUCUCACCGCCCUCCUGUCCUGCCUGUAGGUGCCUGCUGCCAGCCCUGGAGGGAGCCCAUCCACCUGUGCGGCUGGGGUGAGGGGGGUAGGUUUUCUCUGUCCCCCAACUCUGCUAGAGGAGGGUUUGGAAGGGCCCCCUGAGGAGGGACAGGGCUGUGGUAGAGCACGGGGAUCCCCAGAAUCAAUGCUGCUGUGGGGCUCUGCCAGCACCAGCCCUCCUGUGAAAGGGCAGGCAGGGUUGGCAGCCACAGCCUCUACCCCAGCUCCCUCCCUGCUCCUGCCUGGGGCUGCAUGUCCUGGAGCCCAGCAGGAAGUGGGGAGCCUCUAGUCCAGUCCCCACCAGGAACAAUGGAAACACCUGGUGGCCUCCUUUCUCCCUGUGCCUGUGGUCUCCACCUGGCUGCCAUGUAAGCUGGACUUGGGUAGAUCUCUGUAGCACACUUAUUGCCACCUCCCAGAGCUCCAGCUCCUGGAGUCAGGUGACAGCAUCGAUCUCAGCUUUAAUUUAAAAGACAAGUUUCUAGUCUUGGAAUCUGAAAAGAAAAUACUGCAGAGGUGACCUGAGAAUGGGCCCAAGGCGGUCACCCUGGGGGAAAAGUCAGGUUUGUGGCUUUUGAGCCUUUCCUGGAAUCUUCCUAGCCCUGCAGGACUGCAGAGAUGCACAAGUCAGCUUGGUCUGACACCUGCAUCCUCCUGGGCCACCCUCACUGCCCAUUCCAGCAUUGUC